Messenger RNA from Stegodyphus dumicola, 4103 nucleotides. RefSeq names its product putative polypeptide N-acetylgalactosaminyltransferase 9. Gene Ontology annotation, molecular function: polypeptide N-acetylgalactosaminyltransferase activity. Gene Ontology annotation, cellular component: Golgi apparatus. The record is from RefSeq and is a predicted model, not a curated record. NCBI's taxonomy places the organism in Eukaryota, Metazoa, Arthropoda, Arachnida, Araneae, Eresidae. Gene Ontology annotation, biological process: protein O-linked glycosylation.
AUGUCAGGAGGAGAAAUAUCGUGACAACCUGCCCCCUACCAGUGUCAUCAUUUGCUUCCACAACGAGGCCUGGAGUGUGCUUCUGAGGACGGUCCACAGCAUCCUUGAUCGAUCUCCACCUCACCUCAUCACCGAAAUCAUCCUUGUAGACGACUUCUCGGACUUGCCUCACUUAGGAAGGCAGCUUGAAGACUAUAUCGUCCACCUUCCGAAAGUGAAAAUUGUUCGGGCGAGAAGACGAGAGGGUCUAAUCCGUGCUCGCCUCCUGGGUGCCUCUGUGGCUAAAGCUCCCAUACUCACGUAUCUGGACUCCCACUGCGAAUGCGCAAAAGGUUGGCUAGAGCCACUUCUUCAACGCAUUGCCAACAACUGGACGACUGUUGUAUGUCCAGUUAUUGACGUUAUCAACGAUGAUACGUUCGAAUUUCACUUCCGAGACUCUGACGGCAUAAACGUGGGCGGGUUUGACUGGAAUCUUCAAUUCAAUUGGCAUGCUGUUCCUGAGAGGGAAAAGAAGAGACGAGAACACUCCUGGGACCCAGUCUGGUCUCCCACUAUGGCCGGAGGUCUCUUUUCCAUUGACAAGAGGUUUUUCGAGAAACUUGGAACAUACGACAGCGGAUUCGAUAUAUGGGGUGGAGAAAACUUAGAACUUUCCUUCAAAACAUGGAUGUGCGGUGGAACUUUAGAAAUAGUCCCUUGUUCACAUGUUGGCCAUAUCUUCCGCAAGAGAAGUCCUUACAAAUGGAGAUCGGGCGUAAACGUGCUAAGAAGAAAUUCUGUCCGACUGGCUGAAGUAUGGCUUGAUGAUUAUAAAAAAUACUACUAUCAAAGGAUAGGAAAUGAUCUGGGUGACUAUGGCGAUAUUCAAUCCCGAAAGGACCUUAGGAAUAAACUGCAAUGUAAAUCUUUCGAUUGGUAUUUGAAAAAUAUUUAUCCCGAGUUGUUCAUACCUGGUGAAGCAUUAGCAUCUGGAGAGGUGAGAAAUCUUGGUGAAGGAGGAGAUACAUGCUUAGAUAGUCCAGCUAGAAGAGACGAUCUCCACAAACCAGUAGGUUUAUGGCCUUGUCACGGUCAAGGCGGUAAUCAGUAUUGGAUGCUGAGUAAAGAAGGUGAAAUCCGGCGAGACGAAUCCUGUCUGGAUUACGCCGGGAAAGACGUUAUUUUAUACCCCUGCCACGGAUCCAAAGGCAACCAGCUGUGGUUUUACGAUGCCAACACACAUACUAUUCAGCAUGGCAGCAGUCGGAAGUGCCUGGAGAUUUCUACCGACAAGCAGCGCCUGCAGAUGUCUGAAUGCAACGGCAGUGAAAGGCAGAAAUGGAGCUUUCAGAAUUAUGAUCCCUCCAAACUGGCUCCCGCAGCUUCUCGUUUAUAGUCAGAUAUCGAUUAUUCAUCCAUCAUCAUCGUCAUCCUAUUCAUUGUCACUUUGCUGGAUCUGCAUCCUUCUGUUCCAAGAUGGACUGACUGCCAAAGACUUCUACAGUGGAUAUAAAUUGUUCCUGAUGACGAAGGCUGCUUUUGAAACAGACAAGGCAAAUUGAUCGGAUACACAUACUUGCCCAAUCAGCAUUGCCUUUUACAAUGCCCCCACUAGUCUGCCAAAUAUUAAGCAGAAACUACCGACUGUAGAAUGAAAAUUUAUUGACAGUUUAUUCCACAUUCCCGUGCAAAACAUUUUUAAUUAGAGACUAAUCUUCCACAAAAUUAGAAAAAAAAAACACAUAGUCCAGGGAUUGUGUAUUAUAAUGAAAUGUUCUUACAAAACAGGGACCGUUGCGUAAUGUUUCCGUUCUUUAUUGUGUUUGAAAAUGUUUAUUCUAAUACAGGAAAGUGCCUUAAGAAGAUUCCUGUAUUCAAGACAAAGGAAUCGGAACUGACGAAUUAUAAAGAAUAAAGAAUACUGGAGUUAUAUACUUAUAACAUUCCAUUAUGUAUCUAACUGCAUUAAUGACUAAAUGAGAGCACUUUUAUUACGAAGAGCACUAAACUGUUUAUGUAUGAAGUAUGAAAUUCUGAUUCAUGAAUAGAAGAGGUUGUGGGUUACUUCUAAAAUCUUCAUUAUUUUUGUACGAAACUGACUGUGAUUUGGGUGUUUAUAUUUUGAUAGAAGCUGUGAAAGCAGAUUUUGAGUAAUAGAAUUCAAGGAUUCUUAUAGUUGUUUGAUUUUUUUUUUUUUUUUUUUUUUGUAGCGUUCUGGCUCUGAGACGAUAGCAGUCGUAGAAUGGGAACUUUAUGAAAUUAAAAAUUUUUUAAAGCUUAAACAUAUUUUCUAAUCAAUAAUUCACCAAAUGUUAUUCCUAAGCACUUUUGUCUCAAGUAUUGAGGUCUCAGAAAAUAAAAAAUGUAUGGUUAUUUAAAUUAUAUACAAUUUAAAAUGAAGAAUAUUAUAUACAAUUAAUAUAUAUAAAAUAUUAUAUACAAUUAAAAAAUGAAGUUUAUUAAUUUUAAAUGAAACAUUCUAUACAUGUAAUUUUCGAUAGAGAGGAAAAGUAAAGAAUUCAUUCAUAGAUUUAAUUUGUAUCUAAAUUAAAUACAGAGAUUAUUAGUUUUGUUAUUACUUAAUUACGGGAGUAUUACUUAAAUUUCUUGAAUACAUUUUAUUAAAAACAAUAUCUCUGAUUUUACAUGAAGAUAUGCAAACAACUUAAAUUUUGGUACUUACUUCUCAGUGCAAUGUCUGUUAUAGUCUAUUACAUAAAUCUAGUCAAUUUAUUGAUCUAUUAAAAUGAAUAUAUAUACAUACAUACACAUCUUUAUGUGUAAUAUAUGUAUUAUAUUGUUUGUACUAUUUAUUAUUUGCAAGUUUGAAUGAUUAAAAGUGCAAAAUGUUAUGUAAUUAUUUUCGAUAUUAAUAUCAAAAAUUCGGUUAUAAUUAAUAUUAUUACAUCGCAUUAUUGUUUCAUAAAAUAGUAUUUAUUAUUUAUUAAGUAAAAAUGUCAGUUAUUAUUUGUGCUUUAAUGCAAUUUGCAUAUUUUUAGAUUAUUUGGAAGAUUUGUUUAGCUUAUUUAUAAAAUUAUUUGGAACUUGAUUAAAUUUGUAAAUUUUAUAAUCAUUUGAAGCUAUAGCUGUGUUAAAAAAAAUUAUAGAACUCGGUAUUCAAAUAUCUUGGAAAUAUGGAAAAUUAUGUUAAUGCAGACAGAAGAAAUAAGUUUCGAUGAAAUAUUUAUAGAAUUUCACAGUCAUAAUAUAGCCCAAAAUAUGUCUCAUACAUCUCAAUAUUACUAUUCUUACUGUAUCAGAAAAUAAUAUGUAUAAACAUAUGAUAGUAUUUAAGCUGCUUAAGUCAUAUUUGUAAUGCAAAAUCAUUUCUUGUAAAUAAAACUUAACUUACACAAUUAUAUUAAAACUGGUCUGAGAAAGUUAUAUCGUUAUUAUUUAAACUUAAUAGUAAUAAUUUGCUUAGUUUGACACUAUUAUUUCCUGAUAUCAAUCAAGCAUUUAGAAUAAGAUUCGACUACACGUUUUCCAUGCUUAUUAUAAAAUUACGAUCACAUAUUACAUAUAUAUAAUUUUCUUUUAAAUAAAAUAAAAAAAUAUGAAUCAAUUUUUCUAUAAUUGUUUUAACUAACAUUAUUAUAUAACAUUUUUGAGUAAUUCAUUCUUAUAGAAAACUUAUUUACAUCAGAACGUAAAUUAUUUAAAUUUUACUUAAUAAAAUUUAUUUAAUAAUGUAAACUAAUAAAUCAAGCCAUGGAGAUUAAGUUUAUGAUUUUGAUUUAUAAUAUUUUAAAUUUUAAAUUAGCUUUAUAUUCUGAAUUUCAUUUAAUUUGCUGUUUAGAUAAAAGUUAAUUUAUAGUUAUUUAACAGUUAGAUUUCAUCUGAAAGUUAAAUUCAUUAAUUUACAGUCAAACAAAAUAUUAUAGUCAUAUCUGUUUCUAAACAAGUCACAUUUCAGUUCUUGACGAAAUACUGUGCUAAAUAAUUUGUUGGGCUAUAUCUUAAAAUGAAUUAUAAAAUUCUAUUUGAAAUAACAUGCAGUUGCUUGAUACAAAUGUUAAAUCAAGUGUUUAAUUUUAAUCAAUUAUUUUAGUAUUUUCUGUAUCUUACGUGAAAUACUUUUGUAUACCCGAAUUAUAUAAUUAAAUAUUUUGAGCAAUAUU